AUGAUAAGCUGUUUUAGAAGUUAUACUAGCAGAUGGUAAUAGAUAUUCUAAACUUCAACUUGGGAAAAUAAUCCAGACAAAUUAAGGUCUUUCUUAUAAACAAUAACAGCCUCUGGCGGUACAGGACCAGGAGAAUCUGUAGAAGUAGGAUUAUGGUGGGCUAACAAAUAAAAUGAUGAAGACCCAAUAAGCCAAGUAAUAGUUUUAGGGGAUUAACCUGCACAUCUAUAGAAUGAAGCUUAAGCUCAUAGAAAUUCAUUUGGAUAAACUUAUUGGGAUAGUACUCCACUAAAAGAAUUAACUUAUUAUGUUCCAGAGUGUUAAAAACUUAGCAGUAAAAAGAUUCCUGCGAAUACAUUUUAUCUCCAUCCAGGAGCAAAAAGUACAUAUGAAGAUAUUGCAAAAUUAACUAGCGGAAUUAGUGAAUAUCUAGAUAUAAAUUCAGCCUAAAGCUCCAAAAAAUUAACAAAUCUGUUUGUCGAAUCACUUUUAAAAGAUAUUGGAAAGCAAGAUGGUCGUAGCAACGAAUUAAUUGCAGCAUACAAAGCCAAGUUUUCUUGA
Molecule: messenger RNA, 561 nt
Organism: Tetrahymena thermophila SB210
Lineage: Eukaryota; Ciliophora; Oligohymenophorea; Hymenostomatida; Tetrahymenidae
Product: helicase carboxy-terminal domain protein
Exons: 1
Source: RefSeq, a predicted model, not a curated record